ACUGUGCCGUUGUUACCUUGACAACCGCAUCUGCAAUGUGAAUUUUCCUUUACGCUUCAUACGUUUUAUAAUUAAAUCCCAUCACAUCAAUGUCACUGUCGAAGAAUAAGACAUCUGUGUGCAAAACUUUGAAUGAUCGUAGAAAGCCCACAGACAAAUGGGAGGGGAGAUGUGUUGUGCAUUACAAAUGUGGCCUCCCUGGUACCAUACAAGAUGUCUUGAAACAAAGGCCAGGCUGGGUGGAAGUCAAAGAUGAUGGGGAAUGGGACUUCCACUGGUGUGAAGUGGGCUGGCUCAGGGAGAAUUUUGAUAAUUCAUACAUAGAGGAACAUGUAAGGAUCAACCACUUUCGCAAUCAUUACGAGCUGACCCGCAAAGACUUUCUGUUGAAAAACCUGAAAAGAUACAAAAGGACUUUGGAAAGGGAUGCCAGCUGCACGGAGGGCUCCAAAUGUAAUUUUUUCCCCUGCAGCUUUGCACUGCCUAAUGAGUAUCAUCUCUUUGUGGAGGAGUUCAAAAGAAACCCUGGCAGCACCUGGAUCAUGAAGCCGGCUGCAAAAUCUCAAGGUGCGGGCAUUUUCCUUUUUAAAAAACUGAAAGACAUCAUGGAUUGGAGGAAGCAUGAUGGCACCCGCUCAGAGGAGCAGAGAGAUGCAGGUCAAGUGGAAAGCUAUGUGGCACAGCGUUAUAUUGAGAACCCCUACCUGCUGGGUGGCAGAAAAUUCGAUUUGAGGGUCUAUGUGAUGGUAACAUCAUAUUUUCCCUUGAAGGCAUGGCUUUAUCGUGAGGGCUUUGCACGCCUCUCAAGUGCACGUUUCUCCCUGAAUUGUAUUGAUGACAAAUAUGUACAUCUCACUAAUGUGGCUGUUCAGAAAACCGCUCCAGACUAUGAUCCUGAAAAGGGAUGUAAAUGGAAGAUCGAGAAGCUCCGUAUGUACCUAACUGCAAAGCACGGGAGGCAGAUGGUCGAAACUCUGUUCAAACAGAUGGAUAACAUCUUCAUCGGCAGUCUACAGAGUGUGCAGAAUAUCAUUAUAAAUGACAAACGCUGCUUUGAACUUUAUGGCUAUGACAUUAUGCUGGAUGAGAACCUCAAACCGUGGUUGAUUGAAAUCAAUGCCUUUCCGUCACUUUCACCCAGUAGUCAAGAGGAUUACGACAUGAAGUACAGAUUACUGGAAGAUACUGUUAAUAUUGUGGAUAUAGAAAGAAGGUUGACUGGGAAGGAGAAGAGGGUGGGUGGAUAUGACCUCAUGUGGAACGAUGGGCCUGUCUAUAGAGAGGAUGCUGACCCAGAAGUAUUUGGUUGUUCACGUUUAAGAGCAAACACACAUUUAGGUAAGGUAUUCAGGCUUACUGUUUCACAAUGUAUCAAUCCAUCAUACAGCCUGUUAUACUUUUGUAUGUUUUUUUUUUGCAGGAUGUAUGAAUGACAGGGAAAAACACAUUUUUAAACAAUUUCCAGCCCAGGCGGAUUGAUGUGCUACAAAAGAACUCAAAAUGGCAGAUUGGGCAUUAAAGUCCCUGUCGUGUGCAAGUAGGUUACAUGCUGGGUCAUAUUUUGAAUACUUUUGACUCUGUAAAGCUAGUCUCCAACAGUGGUUCUCAGCUGGUUUGGCUGUGGUACCGACCGUCAAAGCCUCAGUAACACAUCUCCAGCAGAUAUCUUCAGUUACUGGAUGUGUCGGACGGACAGCAUGUAACCUUCCCCCGUGUCCUUGCCAUCCCGGUCAACUUUAACAGUCACCCAUAAACACGACAUAGCAUAGCAAGCGAAUGGCACAGACAAAAGCAGUACAUUUUUCUUCCCAUGCAAAUACCUGCGACCCAUUUUUGUGUCACGACCCACAAGUUGAGAAUUAAUGGUCGACUCAAGAUACUUUACUCUGGCAAUUGAAUAACUGAAUAUCUUAAUAUAAUCUUAAUAUUUGUAAUAAAAUAUCUUAUAAGCACUGCACCAAGUUUGUUCAUUUGUUCACAUAAGCAGCCAAUGGAACACUUUUUCUAUGACGAACAACUAUUAACUUUCACCUUUUAAAGAAAAAUAACCACCAUCUUUGUUUACAUCACAUGGCUUGGAUAGUUAAUAAGGUGCAAUCUCUAUGCAUAUCACCUUGAAGUUUGAUUCAAGCAAAUGUGGUAAAACACAUGGAUGCACUAUUGUAAAACAUGUU
This is a messenger RNA of Doryrhamphus excisus (bluestripe pipefish), 2174 nucleotides long. The record is from RefSeq and is a predicted model, not a curated record. Lineage: Eukaryota; Metazoa; Chordata; Actinopteri; Syngnathiformes; Syngnathidae.